This is a messenger RNA of Rhinichthys klamathensis goyatoka, 492 nucleotides long. RefSeq lists its product as uncharacterized. Lineage: Eukaryota; Metazoa; Chordata; Actinopteri; Cypriniformes; Leuciscidae. The record is from RefSeq and is a predicted model, not a curated record. The transcript is spliced from 5 exons. The annotation marks the transcript as partial.
AUGACCAUUUCUUUACGGGGGCGAAAAACUCCGCCAGUGAGAAUUCUGGAGAAAAUGGACCUGCUGGGGAAGGACUGCAAGUGUCCUGGGACAGGAGACACCAGGGCCGAGUUCAGCAGUGUGCGACCAAGAAGAGGACGAGCCAGCACCAGCAGCAGCACCAGCACCAGCAGCAGCACCAGCACCAGCAGCAGCAUCAGCACCAGCAGCAGCACCAGCACCAGCAGCAGCAUCAGCACCAGCAGCAGCAGCAGCACCAGCAGCAGCACCAGCAGCAUCAGCACCAGCACCACCAGCACCAGCAUCAGCACCAGCAGCAGCAGCAGCACCAGCACCAGCACCAGCAUCAGCACCAGCAGCAGCAUCAGCACCAGCAGCAGCACCAGCACCAGCACCAGCAUCAGCACCACCACCAGCUCCAGCACCAGCACCAGCACCAGCAUCAGCACCAGCACCAGCAUCAGCAGCAGCACCAGCACCAGCAUCAGCAGC